Messenger RNA from Dichomitus squalens LYAD-421 SS1, 1020 nucleotides. RefSeq lists its product as uncharacterized. The record is from RefSeq and is a predicted model, not a curated record. NCBI's taxonomy places the organism in Eukaryota, Fungi, Basidiomycota, Agaricomycetes, Polyporales, Polyporaceae. The annotation marks the transcript as partial. The transcript has 2 exons.
AUGCGCAGAAUUAUCGUCUCCCCUUCUCCCUCUUCAAGACAUGCAUACUCGGAUGAUUACUCCGACGAAAACUCGAUCGACGACAUCCAGGAAGUAGAGGCUGCCCUCAGUAUGGUUGACGACGAGAUCGCCAACACCGAAGAUGCACUGACGGAAUGGUCCCAAUCUCGUGGGGGCUCUUCAGUCGGUGCCUCGGAUUACUCUUCCCAGACUGGUUUCACCGGACAGUACAGCGGCGCCUCGUCCGUGACGCCAUCGAGCUACGUCUCGGAAGGCUUUCGCCCUAUGACAGAUGCCCUUCUCGACCGCGAGCGUAGGGUCCUCAGCACCAUCUCAGAGCACACGGAAGAGCGCUCUAGACCGACAUCCUUCGCGCAGUCCGGAAGUGGAGGCAUCAACCUCGAAGGAGGUAUGGCAUCUCCCGUGCCGUUUCACAGCAGGUCUGCCACAGACCCUAGUGGCUCUCAUUCGCCCGCCCCCGGUGCGACCGGACGGGUGUUGAAUGUCCCUGGACGCCGUGCUGGUGAGCUCAUUGCGUUCUUUGAAGAAAAGCGGGCGGAGACCGGGUCUCCUCGCCUCCUCGGUCACACUCGUACGCUCUCUGCGCCUAUGGGACCUCGCUCGCCCGCCCCCCGUUCUCCUGCACCGCGCUCGCCUAGCCCCUACACUACUACGAUGAGCCAGUCGCUGUCUACGUUCCCCUACACCGGUGGUUCGACGACUUACGGGUACGGCACUACAACUGGAUACGGGAGCUCCACCUACGGUUAUAGCUCUCGCCCCUCCUCCCCGACGAAGAGCAGCAGGGCAGGCUCUUCGGUCUCGUCUUCUGGGCCUAUCACGACGAUGUCGUCUGUUCUGUCUCCCCCGUCCCGGGGCACACCUCUCACGUCGGAGUCGCGGUUCACCCCGACCAGCAACACGUUCACCCAGACCCGCACUACGACAGACACCUACACCCGCACGGGCUCCGGCGGCAGUGCUGCGUCGGGCUCGGUCACGGGCACAGGCUCGUACUCG